AUUUUAGAAAGUUGUGAAGAGUCACCUCCAGGCGACUAAGUCAAACGCAAAAAACAAGCUAACCCCUCCACUUUUUCCUAACCACUUAGCAAGCAGUUGGUGAAAACCUUGCAAGCUAAAGAGUAGGAAAGGCGGGGCCAUCGUUAGCGAGGUCUGCGCCUGCGCGGAAGCUCAGCCGGUGGAGCGCGCGCACCGCGGCUGGAGUAGCCACGAACGCGCCUGGGCCUCUGUGCCCCGCCCCCCGUGCUUCCGGCGACUUGGGGGAACGUUCUGGAAGUUUGGGAGGCGACGUGGCCCCAGGGACCCGCUGAUCUGAUUGUGGCACUAUUAGAAGAAGCUGGGUUGAUCUAGACACAGACAGAUGGCUGAAAAUGGCAGAAAAGAAAAAAUAAAAUGGACAACCACUAUUAUUAUUAGCUCAUCUCUUAAGAGUUGUGAAGUUGCAACUGCCCUAGAAAAUCGAAGCCACAAGAUUCGGUAUUCAGAUUCCGUGGAAAAUGGAUCAAUUAUAUUUUCUCUUUCUGGACUUGCAUUUUUAUUGAUGGAUGUUAAAGAAUGCUUUAUAUCAGCUGAAGAAAUAUUUCUAGCCAAAAUUGAGAAGUUUAUUAAUAUUCACCAAAAGAGUUUUUUGGUUCUGUCUGCUGCCCUCCAUGGGCCUGAGGAAUGGAAACUGAUGUUCAGGAUUCAGCAGAGAUUCCUGGGUAGUAAUUUACGGAUACUUCCAGUACACAACACAGUAAAUGCUAUUAAUCUUAUGUGCACUAUAGCUAAGACUGCCUCCAAACCAUACACAGACAGCAUUUGCUAUAGAAUGAUAACAACUGAGGCUUACAUCAUUGAGCAAAGUCCUGUUUGGAAGACACUUCAAAAGUUAAAACUGAGUAGUGAUUCAUUUAAUCCAAAUUAG
Messenger RNA from Mirounga angustirostris (Northern elephant seal), 907 nucleotides. RefSeq names its product chromosome unknown C1orf146 homolog (gene CUNH1orf146). The record is from RefSeq and is a predicted model, not a curated record. Lineage: Eukaryota; Metazoa; Chordata; Mammalia; Carnivora; Phocidae. Gene Ontology annotation, cellular component: chromosome. The coding region runs from base 362 to 907 and encodes 181 amino acids. The transcript is spliced from 6 exons. Gene Ontology annotation, biological process: synaptonemal complex assembly; reciprocal meiotic recombination.